AUGUCCAACCCACUGUAUCAUACAACGGGCCAGGCUGGCUACGACCCCUCCAACCCUCAAGCCCAGCAAUUUCCCCCUCACUCGACGCAGCCGUAUCCUCCGGCAGGUUAUCCCCCAGGUUCUGUCUCCCCUCAGCCAGGACCCGGAUACACAAAUCCCACUACGAGUCAAUGGCCUGCUUACGGCUCUCCGCAAACGCCUCAUCAGAGUCCAAAUCCUGAUGUCGCAUACAAUCCCGCCCAACAAGUCUUGCCAGGGGCCGGCGCGAGCGCGAGCAUCGACGGACUAGCUUCUCAGAUGGGUGGUCUGGGAAUCGCAACGGACGGCACUUCUCGAACGCAUCGGAAAAAGCAUCGCCAUGCCCAUCACGAUAUCGGAACUGGAUCUGGGUCUGCUGGCCCUGUGCAGAGCUUCAACGGCGCAAUUCCCCCGGCGACGGGUCCGCAAGCUGCUUCGCAAUUCUUGAAUACUGGUCUCAAUCAAAACCCUGCGACAUUUGCACCGGCAGGGACACCUCAACCAGCACUCUCCAUGGGAAGAAUGACUUCACAACCUGGCAUGUCCGGCGGCGCGGGCACUGUGCCCACCCAAGGCCGUAUUGACCCUGAACAGAUCCCAAGUAUCCCCCGGUCGCGAGACCUGCCCGCUCAGUAUUACUUCAAUCAUGUCUACCCGACCAUGGAUCGUCACUUUCCGCCUCCAGCUGCAAUUCCUUUUGUGGCUCACGACCAAGGCAACUCGUCGCCCAAGUACGCUCGUCUGACCCUGAAUAAUAUCCCAUCUACCUCGGACUUUCUUUCUUCCACUGGUCUGCCUCUAGGGAUGGUCCUCCAGCCACUCGCGCCUCUGGACCCUGGUGAGCAACCAAUUCCCGUGCUGGACUUUGGGGAUGCUGGCCCUCCCCGUUGUCGUCGAUGCCGCACAUACAUCAACCCAUUCAUGUCGUUCCGCGCAGGUGGCAGCAAGUUUGUCUGCAACAUGUGCACAUUCCCGAAUGAUACUCCUACCGAGUAUUACGCACCUUUGGACCCCAGCGGCGCCCGAGUUGAUCGCAUGCAAAGGCCAGAGCUGAUGAUGGGUACUGUUGAAUUCUUGGUACCCAAGGAAUACUGGAACAAGGAGCCCGUGGGUCUACGUACAUUAAUCUUGGUGGAUGUGAGCCGAGAGUCAAUACAACGUGGUUAUUUAAAGGCCGUAUGCGCUGGCAUCGCAGAUGCGCUGUAUGGCGAAGACAGGGAGGCGGACGGUUCCGAAGGCGAGGAGGCGAAGGCGCGCAAGUUGCCCUUGGGAGCAAAGGUUGGCAUUGUCACCUAUGAUAAGGAAGUCCACUUUUACAAUCUUUCGUCAACGUUAAAUCAAGCGCAAAUGAUGGUGAUGACUGAUCUUGAAGAGCCCUUCGUGCCUCUAAGUGACGGUCUCUUUGUUGAUCCAUAUGAGUCAAAGUCCAUUGUUUUAUCUCUAUUGGAGCAGAUACCCACCAUGUUUUCUCACGUCAAAACUCCCGAAUCGGCGUUGCUCCCUGCGCUGAAUGCGGCUCUCGCGGCCCUUCAGCCAACGGGAGGCAAGGUCGUCUGUGCCCUUGCGAGUCUACCGACUUGGGGACCUGGAAAGUUGUCCGAGCAGCGAGACGACCGGAGCCUCCACGGAACUGACGGUGAACGGAAAUUGUACGCAGCCGAGGAUGCAGGCUGGAAGAAGAUCGCCAGCAAGAUGGCCGAGGCCGGUGUGGGCACCGACUUCUUUGUUGCAUCCCCCGGCGGUACAUACAUGGAUGUCGCUACUAUCGGUCAUGUCGCCGCCGUGAGCGGUGGAGAGACGUUCUUCUACUCCAAUUACCAUGCACCCCGAGAUGUGCUCAAGGUGCGAAAAGAGCUGGCGCACGCUAUCAUCAGAGAGACGGGUUAUCAGUGUUUGAUGAAGGUUCGGUGCUCCAACGGGCUCCAGGUUUCAUCAUACCACGGAAACUUUGUGCAGCAUACGUUAGGCGCGGACUUGGAAAUUGGCAGUAUCGACGCUGAAAAAGCCAUUGGAGUUCUGUUCAGCUAUGAUGGCAAGCUGGAUCCCAAACUUGACGCUCAUUUCCAAGCUGCAUUGCUCUACACUUCGGCCGAUGGUCAACGUCGUGUAAGAUGUAUCAACGUGGUGGCUGCCGUUAACGAGGGUGGUAUGGAAACAAUGAAGUUUGUUGACCAGGACGCCAUUGUGUCUGUCAUCGCCAAAGAAGCCGCCUCCAAAACUCACGACAAGAGCCUCAAGGAUAUUCGCGCCCACAUCUCAGAGAAGACUGUCGACAUCUUCAGCGGGUACCGCAAGAUGUUCUCUGGCUCUCAUCCUCCGGGGCAAUUGGUGUUGCCGGAGAAUCUCAAGGAGUUCUCCAUGUACAUGCUCAGCUUAGUCAAGUCGAGGGCAUUCAAGGGUGGCAAUGAGGCAAUUGAUCGUCGUGUCCACGACAUGCGCAUGAUUCGGUCCAUUGGCUGCACUGAAAUGUCUCUCUAUCUCUACCCUCGGCUUAUCCCGAUCCACAACAUGCAACCCGAGGACGGGUUCCCCAACGAGCAUGGUCAACUCCAGGUUCCGCCAGCAGUACGGGCAAGCUUCUCCAAAGUGGAAGAGGGUGGUGUCUAUCUUGUAGACAACGGCCAGGCUAUUUUGCUCUGGCUGCAUGCCCAGGUAUCUCCCAACCUUUUGGAGGACCUUUUCGGACCCGGUCAAAAUUCCCUGCAGGGGCUGAAUCCUAACAUGUCUUCGUUGCCCGUGUUGGAUACUCAUCUCAACGCCCAAGUCCGAAAUCUACUGCAAUAUUUCUCGACCGUGCGCGGAUCGAAGGCCGUCACUAUCCAAUUGGCCCGACAAGGGCUUGAUGGGGCCGAAUAUGAAUUCGCACGACUGUUGCUGGAAGACCGGAACAACGAAGCGCAGAGCUACGUGGACUGGCUGGUACACAUUCAUCGGCAGAUCAAUCUGGAACUGGCCGGUCAUCGCAAGAAGGAAGAGUCCAAUAGUGAAGGGACGUUGGCCAAUCUUUCAGCAUUGCGAUCGCCUAUGUGGUAA
Molecule: messenger RNA, 3051 nt
Organism: Penicillium diatomitis
Lineage: Eukaryota; Fungi; Ascomycota; Eurotiomycetes; Eurotiales; Aspergillaceae
Product: Sec23/Sec24 family protein
Exons: 6
Coding region: 1-3051 (1016 amino acids)
Biological process (GO): COPII-coated vesicle cargo loading; endoplasmic reticulum to Golgi vesicle-mediated transport; intracellular protein transport
Cellular component (GO): COPII vesicle coat; endoplasmic reticulum exit site
Molecular function (GO): zinc ion binding; SNARE binding
Source: RefSeq, a predicted model, not a curated record